GACAAGGGUACUCUUUCCGAGGUGCAUGACGUAACAGAGUCGUCGUCUGGCGCGGUGUUUCUUAAGUGGCCAUUUUGCUCUCAACUGCACGUCUAAUUAAGGUGCGUCCACCCUUCCUUCGGUUCGGCCCAUCACCACCACCACCACCACCACCAUCACCAUCACCAGCGUGGCGAUGGACCCAAAGCAGUAUGAACGCAGCGGCAGAUCAAAUACCGAAUCGCCACCUGCUCCGCCCUCGCCUCCCAUGUAUAGCACAGGUUACAGCACGACACAUGAGGCACAGAGCCACAAGGGCAGAGUUACAAGUGCUGCGCGGCGUUCGCCCUCGCCUCCCGGCAUGGACUACCAUCAACAACGGAGCGGUAGAUCCUCGCGGAAAGACUCACCGGCACCCUCUCAGGAGCGACGCAAGCGCAGCCGUCGCAGUGGCACCAGAUCACCGCCCUCUGGACGCUCUCACAGACGAUCCAGGUCCAAUGAUCGGGAUCGGGAUCGGGAUCGGGAUCGGGACCGCGACCGCGACCGCGAACGCGACAGAGACUCGCGGUCGUCGCGCAAAUACUCGAGAAGGGACAGAUCGCGGUCAAGGUCGCGUGGACGGUCGCGCUCGCGGGACAGGAGGCGAAGUCGAAGUCGCAAUCGCAGUAGGGACAGGGACAGGCACAGAUACAGUCGCAGGCAUCAUGCCAGAGCGACCUCUUACGAGUCCUCUGAUGCUUUGGAGGAGCAUGGAGGGGACGGAGGGGCAGGGAUAGUGAUGCGAGGUCAGACGGGGGCCACAGUUAUCCCACAGCCAAAUGCCUUCAAGAACGAUGGUAGCUUCAUGGAGAUGUUUAAGAAGAUGCAGGAGCAGAUGCAGCCGGUCGCGCAAAAACCCACUAGCUCUGUGCUCGAGGAGAAGCCGGUGGUGCCGCCGCCGUUGAUGGUGGGCAAGCGGCGGGGCGGUAGGAUCCUAAAGACCGGUAUGGUGGCAAAACCAAAGACCGAACAGACAGUGGAGCAGCCAAAGGAUGCGUGGUCUCUGUAUAUGGCAGAGGUGAAGAAGUAUCGGGAGGUGUGCUGCCAAGAGGAGGACAACACGCGGCCGUUGGUCAAAUAGCUUCGACACGAGUUCGCGGCAUCCCGUCUUUAUACAUACCUUGGCUCAUUAUUUUUCCUCUAAAAUAGACUCAGUAGUCAAUCGUUAAUUCUUAAAAAGAAAAAAAGAACCAUAAAUACAGAUUCUUCUUCUUGGAGGCAUCUUUCGUUCAUUUUGUUUUUCGCCUAUGAGCUUUUGUACUCACUUUUGUAAGCUCAACGCCAUGAGCGUUUCUCUGAUUAACGAUCUGAACGAAAGAGAACGAAAAAGAAAAGUGCCGUGAGAGAAACGGACUCAUCAUUUGUGAUAUAGUGUCGUGUGUGCUUUGAGAGACGAAUGGACGAGAGCGAGAGAAAAAAAAA
Messenger RNA from Monomorium pharaonis (pharaoh ant), 1443 nucleotides. Its product is annotated as cytochrome c oxidase subunit 6B2. The record is from RefSeq and is a predicted model, not a curated record. The transcript is spliced from 2 exons. Bases 176 to 1102 code for a protein of 308 amino acids. Gene Ontology annotation, cellular component: mitochondrion; respiratory chain complex IV. Gene Ontology annotation, molecular function: 3'-5' exonuclease activity; 5'-3' exonuclease activity. NCBI's taxonomy places the organism in Eukaryota, Metazoa, Arthropoda, Insecta, Hymenoptera, Formicidae.